UUUGUUCAUCCCCGCAGAGCGUGGAUGCCUGCGAACUAGAUUGUCCCCAUACAUGGUUAAGACAUUUUACAAUGUCGAAACAGUAUCUAUCCUGCGGUUCCGCAGAUAAUGCACACCCUACUGAUAUCUUUUCAUUGGCUAUAACCAACAAGCAGAUUAUAUCGGCUUCUGGUGUCUCUGCUCUCAAGAUUCACUCGACCGCUGACCUUGAUUUCCCGUUAGUACAAUCAAUCGAUGAAGCCCAUAAACUUGGGUGUCAUCAUGUUGUAACUGAUGGCAGUGGGUCGAGAUCAGUGAGUGUUGGUUUUGGUGGUGAGAUCAGGGUUUGGUCCUGUCAUGAUGGAACCUGGUCCGAAAAUAAGACAGCCUCAGCUGGUAGCGCAGGAUCCACUGAUACUUGGGCAAUUGCGUUGUCAGACGAUGGCCAGUAUCUUGCCGGUGUAAGCCAAGAUGGGCACAUUCGAGUGUGGGAUUUGGAUGCCAAUGGCGAACAAAUACGUUAUUAUGAGACCAAAGGUAGCUUUGGUACUUGCAUAGACUUGUCGGCAGAUGGCCGCUUCAUAGCUAGCGGGCAUGAGAAUGGCAGCGUCUAUAUCUUCAGCACGGAAACAGGUCGUAUGCCGUUCAGCUUGUCAGGCCUAGUGAAGCCCGUGCGAGCUGUUGCAUUCUCCCCCGGGGGAAAGUUUCUUGCUGCUGGUGGAGACUCCAACGUGAUCGUGUUGUAUGACACUUCAUCUGGCGAGCAGGUGGCCAAUCUCCCAGGGCAUUCAGCAUGGGUCUUGUCGCUUUCUUGGAGCCACACGGGAGAAUAUCUUUUAAGCGGAUCAUUCGAUGGAAAAGUGAAGGUCUGGUCGAUCGAUACUAGAACAUGUGUUGCAACGCAUUCCGAAACGGAGAGAGCCGUUUGGAACGUCAAAUGGCUACCGAAUAUUGGGAAGUCAGAAGGGUUUGCCACGGCCGGGGCAAGCCGCAGCAUAUCAUUCUACAGGGAAGCUACAGGCGGUUGAUUUGUUGACAAGUGCAAUCCAUGAGACUUAGGCAUACUUCUGCAGAUGUCUCAAUAACAGAUCGAGUAAAUUUCCUGUUGACUGCUUAGAGAACUUUAUACUUUUACCUUUCUUAGCAAUGCAUUUGUCUCGGCUACACCAGGC
This is a messenger RNA of Aspergillus caelatus, 1151 nucleotides long. RefSeq names its product SKI complex subunit WD repeat protein SKI8. Bases 72 to 1007 code for a protein of 311 amino acids. Gene Ontology annotation, cellular component: Cdc73/Paf1 complex. NCBI's taxonomy places the organism in Eukaryota, Fungi, Ascomycota, Eurotiomycetes, Eurotiales, Aspergillaceae. Gene Ontology annotation, molecular function: protein binding. The transcript is spliced from 7 exons. The record is from RefSeq and is a predicted model, not a curated record.